Molecule: messenger RNA, 1132 nt
Organism: Colletotrichum scovillei
Lineage: Eukaryota; Fungi; Ascomycota; Sordariomycetes; Glomerellales; Glomerellaceae
Exons: 3
Coding region: 123-938 (271 amino acids)
Biological process (GO): proteolysis
Cellular component (GO): cytosol
Molecular function (GO): pyroglutamyl-peptidase activity
Source: RefSeq, a predicted model, not a curated record
CCCACGUCUUGAGCGAUCGCGUGGUUUGUUCCGGAAGCCACCUUUGCUUCGUUGACGUACUUCUUCUUCUCGCAUCAUCCUCACUUCCACGACAUCUUGUCGGAGGCUCAGAUUAUUUCGCGAUGGGGUCACAAAUUGAUUCACAAGACGAGUUCACGGUGCUCGUCACUGGCUUCGGCCCUUUCAAAGCCCAAUACCCCGUGAACCCCUCCUGGGAAAUCGCCCACUCUCUACCAGCAUACCUCCCGCCCCUCCGCGCCAAGAACCCAAAAGAUCACCACUCUUCAACCUCCCCCUCCACCUCAUCCUCCUCUCGGCCCCUCCCACCCGUCCGCAUCCUCGUCCACCCGGAAGCCAUUCGCGUAAACUACCAAAACGUCCGCCGCCUGGUGCCCCAGCUAUGGGACCCGGCAGUCCAUCCGCGCAUCGAUGCGACCGUCCACAUCGGCAUGGCGGGACCGCGACUGUUCUACUCGAUUGAGCGCCGCGGUCACCGGGACGGUUACGCUUUCCCUGACGUGGACGGGAAGAAGCUCGAGGACGAGGAUCGGCGGAGGGAGGAGGGCGAGAAUUGGGUGUGGUACGGCAUGCCGUCUGAGAUUGAGACGGGGUUGGAUUUGGCUGAUGUGUUGGAGCGGUGGAAGGACCAUAGCCCGGAGGGAUCCGACCUUCGCAUAUCUGAAGACGCAGGACACUACCUCUGUGACUUCAUCUACUUUUCCAGCCUGGCGCAUCUGUGGAAGGCACAAAAGCACCGCAGAGUGACGUUCCUCCACGUCCCGUCCGAUGCAUCCGAGGCGUCCGUCUCCAGAGGUACCGAAUUGGCGGUACAGCUGAUUCGGUCUAUUGCCGAGAGCGAGCUGAGUCGCAGACGUAAAGGAGGCGAGGAGGAAGUCGUGGGUAAGGAUGAUAAGAUUGCGGUUGAGCUGCGGGUAUGAUAUUUGUGAUCGGUAACUAUGAUUUCUAACGAGCAUUAUGAACCACGGUUGGGCAGGAUACACAUGUCUGAGCGCCUAGGCAGGCGGCGGGGCACCAGGGAUAAGAGGGGGCAUUGGGAUGCAUGACGGAUCUAGCCUGGAGUUCUUUGUGCUAUUUACGUCUAUAUGGUUCAGCUAAUUCAGUAAGAUCUGAC